This is a messenger RNA of Thamnophis elegans (Western terrestrial garter snake), 2144 nucleotides long. RefSeq lists its product as uncharacterized. The record is from RefSeq and is a predicted model, not a curated record. NCBI's taxonomy places the organism in Eukaryota, Metazoa, Chordata, Lepidosauria, Squamata, Natricidae. The transcript is spliced from 10 exons. Bases 1 to 1539 code for a protein of 512 amino acids.
AUGGGUGCUACUUGUGCUGGAAAAACAGGGUCUCUGCUUCAUGUUCUCAGUUUUUCAAGAAUUGUAUUCUCCUCAGGGGCUGUGCUGAAUCCACCACAGCAACAUCAGCGGGAAGAAUCCCAUUCAAAUGAUGAUGGCUCCAUUGAUCCAGGAAGUGAUGUACAGCAAGACCAAGAUUCUCUAUCCCAAAGAGAACACUUGGCCACAGAUAUGGCAACUGAAGAUACCGAAGUAUAUCAAAGGCGUAUCAGAGAACUUGAGCAUGAGUUGGAGAAUGCCAGGAGGGACAACGGCAAGUUAGUUUGCCUGCUGAAUGAAAUUGAUCAACUUGUAUUACCAGAGCUAUCUGAAUGUGUAGAGCUAAGACUCUCAGAGAGGCUGAGAGUGUACCUCGAAUGCCUGUUCAUGGAAAAGCAGGAACUAGAAGGCAGAGCAUUCACAGCAGAGAGGACCGUGGAGGAAUUAGAGCAUACAGUGGCUGUUCUUCAGGGGCAACUGCAAGAUGCUACCUGUUCUUUAGCACAGCCAGGAGAAAGCCAGCAGCAUGCAUCCUCGUCUCCUCAGCCUUCUCCUACCCAGUCUUCUAGCAGAUUCUUCUUUAAAAUUAACAAGAAGUCUGCAGAAAAGAUCACAGCAUCAAACUUGCAAAAACAAGGUGACGCUGUCUUGCCAAAGCAGAAAUUGAAGAAAAGACUAGUAAAGAUUCAUCGGCAAGUUUUGUCAAAACCAGCAGCCAAGCCUAGGAAGGUUUGCUUGUCAAAGGUAGAAGGACAAUUUACUGAACACAAACAAGAUUUAUCCCCAACUAUGAGCAGUUCUGAAGCAGAUUCCCGUCGAAGUACACUUCAGUUUCCUGAAGCUUCCGUGACUGACAAGAAUCAAAAAAGUGGAGCUUCUGGUGAUGAACAUGGAUCCAUUAAUGAAGAUGAUGAAGAUAACCAUGUCCAUAAACGAGUACCAGAAGAAGAUACUCUUAGCACAGCCAGUACUCUUUCAAUGAUGGCCUCACUGAAUUUAAGAAGCAGAGAUGAAGCUCAUGAAUUUCUUGACCACUCUUCAGUCAACCAAGACCGUCAUAUUAAGGAUCCAAUGUUGUUGAAAUUUGAAAUAGAAAACUUCAGUGGAUCAUCAAAAGAUGCAUUUUUGUUAAGUGGGGAGAAAUGCAAGGAAAAUGAGAAUCAUGAAUGCAUUGCUAAGAAGCCUACAGAUUCCACUGGUCACAGCAUUUCUCAAAAGCCAGAAGUUCCAGUAGACUUUCUACAGCCUGCUGUUGGAAUAACAAAGUCCACCAGAAACCCACAACUCACUUCCCUUGUUGCAGAGGGAAUUCUGGAAGAUGAUAGCCUGAGCUUUUCUACUGUCUGCAAGUGUGAUGACCCAGUGGCUCUGAAACCAACAACCGGCCAUAUUUUGCCUGCUGAGGAAAUGCUAUGCAGCUUUAGUCUUCUCCAAGUAAAACCAGAAGAAGCUGCCUCUAUGUCUAAGAAACCUGUGUCUCCAGUCAAGACAGGAGGAGGAAUUGUCUCUGGAGAAAAAUGAAGCAAAUGUUCAAUUACUACCCACUUUCAUCAACUCCUCAGAAAUGAAAACAAACUCUGUUUGAAAGGUGCAUCCAAGGUUAGUGAACCACAAGAUGAGUCAUAGAUCUCAGCAAAGCAUGAUUCAUGCAGUUCCACUGAAAAUGAGCUUGGGGGAUAGCUCCCAUCUUAGAUUUGCACACCAGAGAACUGCUGCCACUAUUAAAAUGUCUCUCUUUUGAAAAAUAUGGAAUCCUCUCUUGUCACUGAAGUAAAGAUUUAACCAGAGAAAUGAACUUCAGGGCAAGACAUCCUGAUGAAACCUGAAGACAGAAACCAUCCACUGAUCACAGUGUUGUCCAUCAAAUCACAUCUACCUUGAAAAUUUAAACGUUACCCUCACCUUUGUUGGAUUUAAUAGGGAAAUGUGCUGACAGUUAAAGUAAUUGUGUACCUAUUGCAAGAGAAUGGGGUGUGGUGGUGGGAAGCUUAAGUAUUGUUUAAUAUUUAGCACCAUUAGCAAAGUUAAACUGCAUAUGCACGAUAUUAUAUUCCUUUCAGAUAUGGGAAAUGGGUAAGCUGAAAAUUAGGAAGAAUAACAAACUGUUUCCUAUAUUGUCAACUUAA